AUGGAGCCGCACCAGGACCGUGGGUUUCCCCAAAUCAUGGAGCUGCCCGACAUGAACAAUCAUGACUCGGAUGGCUCGGGGUCCUCCGAUGAGCUCCUCCAGCAACCGUAUGCUGCUCUUUCGAAUCCGGGCUACCCUGAGAACUUCGACCCUCAGAUCCAAACCACGCCGGCCACCACCAUCACCUCUUCGCCUCCUCCAUCGCAUCCUCUUGGCCUUUCUUCCUGGCCUAGCACCACAUCCUCGCGCCCUCGCGGUUCUAGCGUCAGCACUCUCGCCCUAGAGCAGGUUCCGCCAUUGGACGGCACUCUGUCCGACGCGAGACUCCAACGCCCGUCAGGCCCCGCUAGAACGCCGUCCAACACCUACGCCCCCCAACGUCGUCCACCACAGUACAUCAGCCUCCAGAAUGACCACCGCCGCUCCUCCUCCAAUAAGCGAACCCCAAGACGCGACCCCAAUGCACAAUAUCGAGCGCAGGAAAAGGCAUAUGUGCAGCGGAUCCGCGCGGAUCCGCAGGCGUGGUAUAGCCACUUCGACGAGGCUCAAAACAUGGGACCGGCCGUCGGAGACUCGGACCUAGAGGAACCGUCACCUUCCUCGGAGGUUCCGUUCGAGGAUGACGCCUACGACCCCGAUACCCAGCUCUUUCUGUCGGACGAUAACCAGCCAACGCUCGAAGAACUUAAGAACCCCAAAAACCAGGAGAGGCUCGAAUGGCACUCGAUGUUGGCUUCGGUGCUGAAAGGAGAUGUUGUGAAGCAGGAGAAGCAGCGACUGCUUGGUUCUGCGGAGACAAAACACUUGGCGGCUCAGAACAGUGCCAUAUGGUUGGGUGUGAGAGCUAGGACGUGCGGACGCAGCGUCGCUCUGCAACGCAAACUGAUUGAGGAAUCACGCGCCGGCCUGGGACCCAUCAUUGAAGAUAUUAUCAAAUUCGAGAUCAAGGGCGAGACGGAGAUUGGGAAAACGCCCAUCAAACAAGUUGAGGAUAUUGUGGAGCAGAUUGAGAAGUGCGAGAUGCUUUACUCGACGCACAAGGAGCUCGAAAGCGAACAGCCCCGCGUUGCCUCAGAGGAAUUUUGCUCUAGCCGUGAGGCGGUCUUUGCAUGGCACAAUACUACAAUCCUUAUCAACACGGAACUCGCCAUCUUGCGGAAGUGGGUUGGAAACGACGAGCUGGACUUCAGCAAGCCGAGAGACAAGACGACCAACAGCGACCUUUCUGACGAGUCUUCUUUCCUCGAUCGUAUCAUGAAGGAGGAUGGACUUAGGACGCUCCAGGGAGAUCACAACAUGCUAAUGGAUAUUGGUGAAGUGAUCCAAAAAGCCAAGAGCACCCUGAUCGAGAAUGCGAGCAAUUUCGCUAAGCGUCAUCUGCCUCCCUACAUAGAAGAACUUCUGACCCUCAUCAAUUUCCCCUCUCGUCUUAUGCAAGAAAUCAUCCGGGUCCGCCUCUCUUACGCUAAAAAUAUGAAAGACCCGGCCUCUCAAUCUCCCAUUUUGGUCGAUCAAAUGAUCUCUCAGUUUCAAAUCUUGAUGAAAGUUGCAGUCGAAAUCAAGCAACGCUACUUGGAUAUUGCUAGACCUGAACCUGGGUGGGAUCUUCCGCCUUGUAUCGACGAGAAUUUUGACUCGGUGGUCUUAGACGCACUGAAGUACUAUUUUCGACUGCUAAAUUGGAAGCUAAAUGCGAACAAAAACACUUUCAAAGAAGCAGAAAUUCUCGAACAAGACUGGGAAUUUUCGAAUCACAUUGGACGCCAACUUGAAGGUGGAGAUAUCGAAGUCGCCGAGCAAUUCAGUGCUUUGACCGCAAAAUCACUCCAGCGUUUAAUGCUUCAUUUCGAGCGAGAAUUGACUAUAAUGCCCGAUGAAGACCCGGUCGACAUGGACAAACGUUACAAGAGCGUGUUAGACUCGACUCGGAUCCGUCAGCGAAAGCUCUAUCGUUUCUCCAGGUUUUUGCGACAGCUUUUCGAAAAUGCCACCGAAUACAACCUUUCCACUGAUAUCGCCUAUGACUUCUUCGAAGCCCUUCUCAUCUCGGACCAUUUUCUCAUCAAAUCUCCUUUUUCUGUUGGUCAGAGAGGAGUGUAUCUGUUUGCUCACCCUGCCUUGUGGAAUCGUCUUACCGGCAUCCAGGCAAUCCUCGGAACAUCGUUUCGCGAAGAAGAUUUACCGAAAGAUACCCCUCUUGCGCCGUACCUGCUGGUAGUUCGGCCUGAGAAGCCCUUGACAUGGGCCGGCAGGGAGAUGCAAGUGGAUGUGCUGGAACAACCUACAGACCUGCGAAUGGGAAAACUUCGCCUCGUGGUCGAAGGAACACAGCAACGCCUGUCCAAUGCUCGUCAAGAGUUGGCCCAAUUAACCGGAAUCCAGCUUGAUAUGGCUAUUGAGCAACGCGCGAACCUGGGCCGUGUGAACGUGGAACUCAACAAGAUCAAAAAGACAUCAUUCAAACUCUCUAUGACCAUCAUGGACAGCGUGGCUAUCAUCAGGGACCAACUCAAGGAAAGAGGCAUCGAAAACCUCGAUCUAAUCCAGGCUUGUUAUGCCUUUGCUACUGAAUUCGGUAAUCGUUCUUCCAAUGUCGACCCCAAUAGACGGGCCAUGAACAGCGCGAGACUUGUUGAGCUAUCCCUUGACUGGGUGUCUUUCGUUUGUGAUGACUGCGAUGCCGCCGAUCGGAAAACAUUCAAAUGGGCCGUGUCCGCACUUGAAUUCGCCAUGGCCAUCACCUCCAGCAGGCAUCUUCUUUCCAUCGACGAUGUGCAAUUCUCCUUUUUGAGGCAGAAAGUCGCCGGCUGUAUGUCGCUUCUGAUAUCUCACUUCGAUAUUAUGGGCGCUCGGUCCUCGCGCGCUGCCCAGGCCGAAAAGCAGCGCAUGGAGGAGCGAGUCGGAGGGCGAAAAUUCGGUUCCGGCCGGAUUUUGACGGACGAAGAAGCUACGAAGCUUGUGCGGGAACAGCGCCUGUCUCAUUUAGAUGAGAUUGAGGACAGGAGAGUUGAGGAGAACGCGAAGCGUCAGGCUUUGGGUAGGGUGCUUGAAGGGUCUAACGAAGCUGACAGGUCCUUGACUGUCCUCUCGUCUUCUGCGACCAACGUGACUCUGCGUUGGCAGCAGGGACAAUUCAUUGGCGGUGGAACGUUUGGCUCCGUGUAUGCUGCUAUCAACUUGGAUAGCAACUACCUCAUGGCCGUCAAGGAAAUCCGACUGCAAGACCCACAGCUCAUUCCCAAGAUUGCCCAGCAAAUUCGGGACGAAAUGGGUGUUCUUGAAGUUUUGGAUCACCCGAAUAUUGUGUCAUACCAUGGCAUUGAGGUGCACCGUGAUAAGGUCUACAUCUUCAUGGAAUACUGCUCCGGAGGUUCUUUGGCGAGUCUGUUGGAGCACGGCCGUGUCGAAGAUGAGACGGUCAUCAUGGUUUAUGCCCUUCAACUCUUGGAGGGAUUGGCAUACCUGCACCAGUCCGGUAUCGUGCACCGAGAUAUCAAACCCGAAAACAUUCUGCUUGACCACAACGGCAUCAUCAAAUAUGUCGAUUUCGGUGCUGCCAAAAUAAUCGCCCGCCAAGGCCGUACUGUCGUCCCCAUGGAUGCGUUUGCUGGCAACCAGCCCAAGGAAGCGCUGGUUCCCAAAGACGCGCAGCUUGCUCAACAACGAGGCAAGAACCAAAAGACCAUGACCGGAACGCCUAUGUACAUGUCUCCUGAAGUAAUUCGGGGAGACUCUUCGAAGCUGGUCCACCGCCAGGGCGCUGUUGAUAUCUGGUCUCUCGGAUGUGUGAUCUUGGAGAUGGCCACCGGUCGUCGUCCCUGGUCUACCUUGGAUAAUGAAUGGGCAAUCAUGUACAAUAUUGCCCAAGGAAAUCAGCCGCAGCUGCCUAGCCGAGAUCAGCUGAGCGAUGUAGGUAUUGAUUUCCUUCGUCGUUGCUUUGAAUGUGAUCCUUUGAAGCGAUCAACGGCGGCCGAGCUACUCCAACACGAAUGGAUCGUCUGCAUCAGACAGCAAGUCGUGCUCGAGCCUUCAACCCCUAGCAGUGACCACGGCAGCAGCCAGGGUUCCAACUCCUCCAAUAGUCGCAACAACUCCUAUUACUAUGCUUAA
Molecule: messenger RNA, 4110 nt
Organism: Aspergillus affinis
Lineage: Eukaryota; Fungi; Ascomycota; Eurotiomycetes; Eurotiales; Aspergillaceae
Gene: sskB
Product: putative MAP kinase kinase kinase SskB
Exons: 2
Coding region: 1-4110 (1369 amino acids)
Biological process (GO): protein phosphorylation; stress-activated MAPK cascade
Cellular component (GO): cytoplasm
Molecular function (GO): MAP kinase kinase kinase activity; ATP binding
Source: RefSeq, a predicted model, not a curated record